Molecule: messenger RNA, 2013 nt
Organism: Naegleria gruberi
Lineage: Eukaryota; Heterolobosea; Eutetramitea; Acrasida; Naegleriidae
Exons: 1
Coding region: 1-2013 (670 amino acids)
Biological process (GO): threonyl-tRNA aminoacylation
Cellular component (GO): cytoplasm; mitochondrion
Molecular function (GO): ATP binding; threonine-tRNA ligase activity
Source: RefSeq, a predicted model, not a curated record
AUGGAUGACUACUUUUCAAGAAGGAACAAACUCUUUGAUCAAUUCAAAGAAAAACGAAGAAGAGAAUUGGGAAAUAAAAUCGGGAAGGAAAUUACCAUCACAAUAGAUAAAGAUGUAGUGAAGGGGAAAGCCUUUGAAACGAGCCCAUACAAAAUAGCAUCCGAUCUUUCCAAUGAUCAAUCUAUGGAUCAUCUUAUUGCCAAGAUUAAUGGUAAAUUAUGGGACAUGAAUAGAGAGUUGGAAGGAGAUGGUCGAUUGGAAUUUUGUUCUGAUUGGAAUGAUUUGGAGGUGAGGAGAGUUUUCAAGCGUAGUUCUGCAUUUGUGUUGGGAGCAGCUGUGGAACAAGUAUUCAAAUGUUUGGUCAGUGGUGGAGCUGUACUUGAGGAUGAUUAUGGCAAGGGAGGUUUCUUUUAUGAGAAUUUUAUGGAUGAAGUAGUUAGAAAUAGCUCUAUAAAUGAUCAUUCGAAAAUCAAGAAAGAAAUAGAGAAGAUCAUUGAAGAAAAACACCCAUUCGAAAGAUUAAUUGUGAGGAAAUAUGAAGCUCUUGAAUUAUUUGCAGGAAACAAAUUCAAAAUUGAGCUCUUGAAUGAAAAGUUUAAAGAUGACGAUUUCCUUUGCGUUUAUCGUUGUGGAUGCUUCAUAGAUACCUCUGUCGGCCCACAUUUGUUGCACACUGGACAAAUAGCAUCUUUUGAAAUUAUAUCAAAUACUCGAUUUCUAUCUGAUACAAAGAGGGAAAUUUUACGGUUUUAUGGAAUUUCGUUUCCAACUGUUCAAUUAAAGGAAGAAUGGAAAAUAAUGACCCAAAAACUCAAACUUUGUGACCACAAAAAGGUUGGAAAGGAUCAAGAGCUGUGGUUCUUUCAUCCACAUGCCCCUGGAAUGGUUUCACUCCUUCCUCACGGCAAGAGAAUAUGCAAUUCUGUUCAAUCUCAAUUACGAGAAGCUUAUUGGAGGUAUGGAUUUGCAGAGGUUCAAAGCCCCAUUGUUUUGAAUAAGGAUCUGUGGUAUUAUCAAUCAGGUAGUAGGAAUCAGUGGUGGCAACAAUACAAUUUCGCUCUGGAAAUUGAUAAGGAGUACUAUAUACUCAAACCAUACAACAAACCUAUUCACUGUAUUAUGUAUCGGAACAAAUCCAGAUCUUAUAGAGAUCUACCAAUUAGAUAUGUAGAAUUUGGCUCAGUAUUUCCGGAUAACAUCAAACCUUUUAGGCUGAAUGGCAGGUUGAGAAGUUUCCAAAAAGAUGAGUCAACCAUUUUUUGCCAGUCAGACCAAACCAAAAAGGAAGUAUUGAAUUGUCUUCAAAUGAUGGGAAGUGUAUAUAACAAAUUUGGAUUUGAAUUCAAGAUUGUAUUUUCCACAAAACCUGUUAGUUUUUAUGGUGACAAUCUGGAAUGGAUCAAGUUGGAAGGUAUAUUGGAAACUGCCCUAAAAUCAUUGGGUCAUGAAUGGGAAAGAGACGAAGGAGGGGCUCCUUCUCUCGGUCCAAGAAUUGAGUUUUAUGUUUCAGAUAAUUUGAAGAGGUUUAUUUACCUUUGUGGAAUAAUUCAAAUGGACUUAAUGACACCACGUUUUUUCAAUUUGACUUAUACCAGUUCAGACAAUUCUGCAGAAUCAAAACCCAUCUGCAUCAGCAGUACCAUCUUGAAUAACACUGAAACUUUCAUGGCUUUAUCUGCUGAACGUUAUGGUGGAAAGUGGCCUUUUUGGCUUUCUCCUAGACAAGCUAUCAUCAUUCCAAUUUGUGAAAAGUGUAGUGAAUAUGCUAACAAUGUUAAAGAUAGAAUUCAUCAGGCUGGAUACUAUGUGGACGUGGAUAUGAGCUUUCAUACGAUAGAAAAAAAGAUUAGGAAUGCUCAUUUAGCUCAGUAUAAUUAUAUUUUAAUAAUUGGCGUCAGUGAGAUGGAAACUGAUUGCGUGAAUGUAAGAAUAAGAGAUGGCGAACAAGAAGGAGUUAAAUCUAUUCAAGAAUUAUUGGAAGAAUUCGAAGUUAAAAUUAGGGAAUUUAAAUAA